UGAGUAGUGAUGUCUACAUAGACAACCCACUGGUGUUGCCGGAGGAAAACUGGUUUCAGAUAUUUUUAAAAAUGCCAUCUCAGCCCUCCCCAGACGCUGCCGUCAAACACCUCAAACCUUACUUUUUUUACGGUCACCGGAAACCCACCCAGAACCGCCCUACCGUCCAUGGUGGCCUAUUCUCCAACCGCCAAACCGUUAAUCCCGCUACCAAGACCCGGCGGGCACCAUAUGAUCCACUCGAAUUUGAGCUUCAGAAUUGGGAUCCGGACUUAAAUUCCCGACCCGCUAGAGACCCAUCUCGGGAGUUCUUCUCCUUGGCAAAGAAUCUCUCCCCCAUUGCUAGGUAUAUCGUCGACUCCUUCAAAAAGCACGGACGGUGGGGUACACAGGUUAUCGAAGAUCUCAAUCGCCUCCGGCGGGUCACUCCCAAACUCGUCACCGAGGUUCUCAAGAUCCCCCAUAUCGAUCCGAAGCUUUCAUCCAAGUUCUUCCACUGGGCUGGAAAGCAAAAAGGGUAUAGGCAUGACUUUGCUUGCUACAAUGCUUUUGCUUAUUCAUUGAACCGAACAAAUCAGUUUCGGGAUGCAGAUAGGGUACCCGAGUUAAUGCAUAUGCAGGGGAGGACACCUACAGAGAAACAAUUUGAAAUUUUAAUUAGAAUGCACUCUGAUGCAAAUAGGGGUCUUCGAGUGUACCAUGUGUAUGAGAAAAUGAGGAAAUUCGACAUCAAACCAAGAGUAUUCCUCUAUAAUAGGAUAAUGGAAGCCUUGAUUAAAACAGACCAUCUCGAUUUAGGAUUGUCUGUUUAUGAUGACUUCAAGCAGGAUGGACUAGUGGAGGAGAGUGUGACCUUUAUGUUACUGAUAAAGGGUUUAUGUAAAUCUGGCCGAGUUGAUGAAGCAAUUGAGCUUUUGAAUAAAAUGAGGAAAAAUGUAUGCAAACCAGAUGUUUUUGCCUACACAGCAAUGGUAAAGGUUCUUAUUUCUGAGGGAAAUCUGGAUGGUUGUUCUAGGGUUUGGAAGGAAAUGAUGAAGGACAGGGUUGAGCCAGAUGUUAUGGCUUAUGGAACUUUCAUCACAGGAUUGUGCAAAGGAAAUCAGGUGGAGAAAGGGUAUGCGUUGUUUAAGGAGAUGAAGAAGAAGAGACAUUUGAUUGAUAGGGCUAUAUAUGGAUCUCUGAUAGAAGCAUUUGUUAAAACCGAGAAGGUCGGUUCUGCUUGUGAUUUACUCAAAGAUUUGAUAAAUUCUGGUUAUAGGGCCGAUUUAGCUAUAUAUAAUUGUCUCAUUGAAGGUCUAUGCAACCUUAAUCAUGUUGAUAGGGCUUAUAAACUUUUCACGGUCACAAUUCAAGAAGAUCUCCAACCUGACUUUUCCACCAUCAACCCUAUUUUGCUGUCUUAUGCAGAAGCAAAAAGAAUGGAUGACUUCACCAGUUUGCUUGAUCGAAUGCAGAAACUGGGUUUUUGCAUUAAAGAUGAUCUAUCCAAAUUCUUUUCCGUUAUGGUGAAAAGUUCUGACAAGGUAAUGCCAGCUUGGGAAGUUUUUAAAGAGGUAAAUCCCAAGUAUCAUUGCAGUGUACAAUGCUAUAGUGUUCUAAUGGAGGCACUACACGAUGUUGGGAAGGCGGAUAAAGCUCUAGAACUUUUCCAAGAAUUAAAAGAUAAUAAAGAGUUUCAAAUUGAUUAUUCAACGAGCUGUAGCAUCGCAAUUCAAUGCUUUGUUGAGAUUGAUGACCUAGAGGAGGCGUGCAAGUGGUAUAACCGGCUAAGAGAAAUUCCCUUGAUUCCUUCCACCAUGGCUUAUGACUCACUAGUAAAGAAACUUUGCAAGACUGGAGAGAUUAAUGACGCUAUGAUGCUUAUACGUGACUGUUUGGCGAAUGUCACAAACGGGCCAAUGGAAUUCAAGUAUACACUUACGAUCAUCCACAUAAGCAAAUCUAAUGAUGCUGGCAAACUGGUUGAAGUUAUAGAUGAAAUGAUUGAACAAGGUUGCCAUCCUAAUGAAAUCACAUACUGUGCUGUUAUUUGUGGGAUGUGUUUGCACGGUACAAUUGAAGAAGCAAGGGAAGUUUUUUCAGUAAUGAGGGGGCGCAAACUUCUUAGUGAAGCGGAGGUUUUGGUUUAUGAUGAGUUACUUAUUGAGCAAAUGAAGAAGAAGACGGCCGAUUUAGUGUUAUGUGGUUUGAAGUUUUUUGGCUUGGAAAAGAAGUUGAUAGCUAAAGGAUGUAAAAUAUUGCUGGAAUGAAAACAUAAAGAAGGUUGUUUUUCAGCAAUGGUUAACAAUGAUACCAUGAGCCUUAUAAGAGCAUGCCAUUGAAAUGGAGUAAGAGAAGAGGACACUUACUCUCACUUGCAUUGAAGAUGAAUUGACUUUGUUGUGUUAGACGGUGCUGCCUGGGAAAUACUUCCAGCAACAUUUUGAUGUAUAUGUACGGUGCCAGGAGUAUUGAUAAAAUAAUGGAGAUAUGGUCGAGGAAGCUGUCUGAUAAUCAUGAUGGCAAAUCAUAUGUGUACAACAUUCAGGAUUGAAGAAGACUAUAGAAUCUGCACUUGGAACGAGAGCUCGUAAUUGAGCAAUGCGCCAAUGCCAAUAAACCUAGAGGCACAUCUCACCAAACACACCUUGAGGUGACACCCAAUAUAGGGAAUGGUAUGUCUGAUGCUGUUUAGGUCCAAGGCAUAUGCCUUGAGGAUGAGGCGCAAGUAAGCCUUAUGCAAUAUUUUUCAGUGAAUUAAGGUUGGCCCACUUCUUUCCUUUAUUUCAAAUGAGCCAAUGACUCACUAUAUUUUGGCUUGAGAAAAUAUGGAAUAAAGCAAAAUGGGUCACCAAACUCUUUGCGCUUCUUCGUUAUGGAGCAGUAGUAUGUCCAUGCAAUUUUCGAGUGAUUUUCAUCACGUGUCAUCCAAAAACAGUCUCUCUGUGCUUUAGUAUAGGGGUAAAGCUGCGUACAUCCGACUCCUCCUUACCCCACCAUAGGUAGGAGCCUUCAUGGCGUUGUUGUAAGGUUGGCCCAUUCUGUAAAAAUCCAUUUUUUUCUUUAAUACGUCUAUUCAAGAUAAGCUCCAUCUGCUACUUUUCAAUUCUUUGGUUUAGGUUUCCGCCUGGGAAUAUAUUUUAGAAGAGCGAUUACUUCUCAAAUUUGGUUUGCUGAUUGUUCUUUUCUUUACAGCUACUCUUGUGGUGGGUGUAAUUAUUUCACUUACGGAGUGAAGAUAGCCUAGGCUUGUAAUUAUUUUACUUUAAUGGCUAUAAUAAUAUGUGGGCGUUUUUUUAUUAUUACUAAAUUAAAGCCGAUUUGUAAAAAUGGUACAAAUGUGACCAUUUUUACAAGAGGACAAAAAUGUGACUGAGUUCAUAUAUUUGGGAAAACAUGGUGUUACUGCCAAAAAAAUUAUGUGAUUGCCAGACUUUUAUGUCACUGUCAAAUGUCAUUUUCAUAUUUUUAUGUUGCUUUUUGAAUGAUAAUUUUCAG
This is a messenger RNA of Cuscuta europaea, 3477 nucleotides long. The record is from the annotation of a GenBank genome assembly. Lineage: Eukaryota; Viridiplantae; Streptophyta; Magnoliopsida; Solanales; Convolvulaceae.